GGGGAACCAUGUGGAGUGGGCAUGCUGGUGACCGGAGAGACAGAAUUCAGGUAUGGAUGUUGCAGACCUUGAGGGGCCAGCUGAGCGAAGUGUAGGAGAAAGAGCCAGGCCACAGAAGAGACUUGAAACGAUCGGCGUGUACACAGCCGCCAGAGCCACGUGUGGGGAUGAGACGGCGUGGAAGGUGUGGAAUGGAAGGGGAGCCCACGACAUCCAGAGGGAUGCCGUCACCUAAGGUCACCUUCUAAGAAUCAGGCGUCAGUGGAAGAAGCUCAAGAGACCGUGAGGCCUGAGUGGUGACCGUCGUCAUCAUGUCCACAGGAGUCCUGGAAGAUGCCCGGAGAGAGAGAGGUGGAGAGAAAGAUGUGGGCCCGGAAUCUCGAUGAGGAAGGAAGAGCACACUGACCUGUAGAGGAGUCCAUUACUUCUAAAAUUCCCUGCUCAGCAGGCGAGUCACUCCUGACCCUCCACCUGCAGCCUUGUCACUGGAAGAAUACAGUUGUCACUCACUGAGAGUGUGAACACUGAAAACAGCAGAUUUGAGGGGAAGAGGAGCUCGCAGGAGCCAGCGCCAUGGAGACAAGGCCCCAGGAGGGCAGGAAAGGGCCCCCGCCCAGGGACGUGCCCCCGGUGGUGGGACUGCUGCUCUCCAUGGCCCUCAUGAACGCCCUCCUCUACCUCUGCCUCGACCGGCUCUUCAUCUCGCCCCGGCGCUCCACGGAGGACCCCACACGCUGUCCCUACGGCCACUUCAGGAUGGGGCCGGUGAGCAACUGCUCCCCGUGGCUGUCCUGCGAGCAGCUGAGGACAGAAGUGAGGCAGAUGAAGCGUGUCGGGGAAGGAGCCGUGAAGAGAGUGUUUCUGUCCGAGUGGAAGGAACGCAAGGUGGCUCUGUCGCGGCUCACCAGGCUGGAGGUAAGAGACGACUUCCUGCACGGACUGCGGAUGCUGAAGUCGUUGCAGAGUGAGCACGUUGUCACGCUGCUGGGCUACUGUGAGGAUGACAACAGCAUCCUCACCGAGUACCACCCCUUAGGCUCCCUGAGCAGCCUGGAGGCGACGCUGAACCUCUCCAAGUACCGGAGCACGAACACAUGGCAGCACAGGCUGCAGCUGGCCCUGGGCUACGUGGCCAUCAUCGACUUCCUGCACCGCAGCCCCCUGGGCACGCUGGUCAUGUGCGACUCCAGUGACCUGCCCAAGACGCUGUCCCAGUACCUGCUGACCGCCAACUUCAGUAUCGUGCUCAACGACCUGGACGCCCUGCCCCUGGUGAACCGCAGCACCGGGGCCCUGGUGAAGUGCGGCCACCGGGAGCUUCGCGGGGACUUCGUGGCCCCAGAGCAGCUGUGGCCCUACGGAGAGGACGUGCCUUUUCACGACGACCUCAUGCCCGCCUAUGACGAGAAGAUCGACAUCUGGAAGAUUCCAGACGUCUCCAGUUUCCUUCUGGGGCACGUAGAAGGGAGCGACAUGGUCCGAUUCCACUUGUUUGAUAUUCACAAGGCGUGUAAGAGCCAGACGCCUGCAGAGAGACCCACCGCUCAGGACGUCCUGGACACUUACCAGAAGGUUUUGACUCUACUCAGAGACACCGCGACGUCUCAGACAAGAGAGAUGCUGUAAAGACCAGUGCAGUCGGUGAGGUAUGGGAGUCAAGGAUCGGAUGGAAGAGUUACAGUGGUUCCGCUCUGAUGGUGAGGUUUUUGCUGCUUUGACCCGUGGUUCUUCCAUCCGCGUGCACAAGUGAGUGGCUCCCUGUCCUGGCCGCCUGGCAGGAGUUACUAAGCCAGAGCAAACCGGGCUUGAUGGGAGCCUGGCUUCAGGCGAAGGUGCAGAGAAGCAGCGAGUCUGGCCAGUAUCUGAAGGAAGUAACGAAAAUGGAGCUACAGAGAGGCUUCCCUAACACCUAAAUGUGUAAGCUUGUAAGAAACGUGUGUAGAGAGGUUUUUAAAUUGCAGUGUACAGAAGAAACAAGCAGUAGUACUCGCUUUUUUAGGUGAGUAUUUGCGGUGUAUUUCACUGGUACUGAUGAGGCAUCUCUACCAUUUCAAAUGAUUGCUCUGUGAAGCUCCUGUGGCGUUCCCUACCCAGCGAGCUUGCGCGCUCUUUGAAAUUUUGAGUGGAUAAGGAACAUUUAAAAUAUCAAGUACGAUGGAGAUUAUAUCUAUGUUACUGCCUUGGAUGGUGCUUGUGAAAUUCCUAUUUACCUUCCAGCUGGAUUUUCUGUGUCCAAAGUUAAUUAUUGUGAACAUUUUGUAUGAACAGUAUCUGUCACUCAUUACUGGAAGGCGUCAGGCCCUUCCACUUGAGUCACAUGAUUGAAUCCUUCACGUAGCUCUUUCCUUGGUCACUGUCAUCCUUGUUCGCAGGGGAUGAUGGAUCUGGUGCAUAGUCAUCAUCACCAAUAGGGGGUUAAAGCUGGCACUGGGGGGCAAAGACGCUGCGCAGCCGACUGCCUGCCCCUGGCUUGCACAGGCCCCACAGUCACUGGAGCCACAGGGAGCUGGGCCCCGACCCACAGGCUCUGACUCAGUCUGUCUGGGUGGAGUCCGAGAGUUCGCAUUUCUCACUGGUUUCCAGGUGAUGCUGGUGCUGCCAGUCUGGGGACCACAUUUCGAGAACCACUGUCCUUAACUGUCAGGGAGGGCAACCCAGACAGUCGGAUAGGGAGUAUUGUCAGUAUUAUCCCUAUUCUACUGCCUGUGGUUGAUCGGGUCCUGUGGGUCCUAUGGUUCGUCAGAGAAUACGCUUGCCCAGAGUAUAUUAACUGCUACUUUUUGUUAUAAAAAUGCUGCCAGAACCCACUAGGAUGGCUGUAAUCAGAAGGAUGGACAAUAACAAGUGUUGGUGAGGAUGUAGAGAACUGGAACAAUCAUACACUGCUGGUGGGAAUGUCAAGUGUUCCAGCUGCUUUGGAAAACAGUCUGGCAGUUCCUCAAAAAGUUAAAAAUAGAGUUACCAUGACCCAGCAGUUCCACUCCCCAGUAUUUACCUGAGAGAAUGGAAAACAUGGCCAUAAAGGAACUUGUACAUGAACGUUCAUAGCAGCAUUAUUCAUGAUAGACAAAAGAUGAAGAUAACCCAAAUGUCCAUCCACUGGUGAAUAGAUAAAGAAAACGAAGAAAAUGUGGUCCAUCCAUUCAGUGAGGUGUCGUUCAGCCAUAAAAAGGAAAGAAGUACUGAUACAUGCUCCGACAUGGAUGAAUAUGCUAAGUGAAAGAAGCUGUCACAAAAGACCACAUUUGUAUGAUUCCAUUUAUAUGAAAUGUCCAGAAUUGACAAACCCAUAGACAUAGAAAGUAAAUUAGUAGUUUCUAGCGGCCGGCAGGGGCUUGGGGUUGAAGAAUGGGGAGUGCUUGCUUAUGGGUACAGGGUUUCUUUGGGGGUGAUGAAAAUGUCCAGAAAUUAUGCAGUGGUGAUGGUUGCACAACUCUGAAUAUACUAAGUAACACUGAAUUGUACAAAAAGGGAAAAUUCUAUGGUAUGUGAAUUACAUCUCAAUAAAGCUGGAACCCCCCCCACCUCUGCCACAAGACCAUGUACCUCUUAUGACCCUUUUCACUUGACGUGGUAGUUACUGUGUGGAAUUGCUGAUUUGAAAUUACCCUAUUCGUGUUGUAAUUCUGGUUUGAGGGUUUUCUUGGUUUGGGGACUUUGCAUUGGGAGCAAAACUUUGUUUCAAAUGAAUUUGUUUUUAAAUAUUGAUGAUAGAGCUAAAAUGAACAGCAUGGUGUAGGGGAGGGGAUGCUGUCAGGAUCAGAAGACCUGAGUUAUAGUCCCAGCUCUGCCUCUGACUCAUGUGUGGCCUCAGACAAACCCAUUUCUAAAUGAGAGAGUUGGUGAGAGGCAUUUCCAACUUCUGCUCUGCCUCUGAGUUCUCCCUGAUGCUUUAUCAUGCCAGUGCCAGACACCAAACUGGCCCUGGCCCUUCAGGUUCAAUCUUCAGUACCAACAGAACUGCAAAAUCGUAAGAGGAACUUACAUUUCUCACUAAAACCUAGGUGAGUUCAUUGCCCACAUAUUCAGCAAAAGUAUAAUCAGGAGAAGAGGCAGAUGAGGUGAGCCAUUCUCAAAGCACAGCCCAGGACUUAGUGGUCUCUCUACUAACCUUAUUCCAAGAAUUUUUUUUUAAAAAUCACCAUGGGGACAUCACUGGAGGUCCAGUGGUUAAGACUCUGCACUUCCACUGCAAGGGGCAAGGGUUUGAUCCCUGGUCAGGGAACUAAUAUCCCGCAUGCCGUGUGGUGUGGCCAAAAAAAAGGAAAAAAAUCAUCGCUACCAUGUGGUUUAUAGUGUGCUUUCUCUUUAUCUCACAUGAUGCUACAAACACUCCAAGCUUCAGAGAGCCUCUAGGGAUUGUAAAUCGUUCAGCAGAGACAGGAUACGUGAGUGUUCUUAAAACGAGGCACAUGAGAUGGGAGUGGGGUGGAAAGCUUAUCUCACGCAGGAUGUGUUAAAAAGGUCCUCUAUGUAUCCACCCUCCCCUCCAUUAUUUUAAAAAUAAAUGUUGCUCAAUUUCAGUAAUCACUAUUCUCAUAUGACUUUUAAUCAUUUAACACAGGGGUCCCCAGCCCUGGGGCCACAGGCCAGUACCGGUUUGUGGCCUGUUAGGAACCGGGCUGCACAGCAGGAGGUGAGCGGUGGGCAAGCAAAGCUCCAUCUGUAUUUACAGCCGCUCCCCAUCGCUCGCAUUAUCGCCUGAGCUCCACCUCCUGUCAGAUCAACAGUGGCAUUAGAUUCUCAUAGGAGCGCAAACCCUACUGUGAACUGCGCGUGCGAGGUGUGCACCCCUUAUGAGAAUCUAAUGCCUGAUGAUCUGAGGUGGAGCUGAGGCAGUGAUGCUAGCGCUGGGGAGUGGCUGCAAAUACAGAUCAUCAUUAGCAGAGAGGUUUGACUGCACAGAGACUAUCAUAAAUCAACUGCUUGCAGACUCAUAUCAAAGCCCUAUCAGUGAGUGGCGAGUGAAAACUACGCUGCUUUUGGUGGCAGGCUUUAUAGUGGCAAGUGAGUUAGUUGAUGGUACUUCACUCGUACAGCUGCAUCUGAUGGCGGGCUCUAAGUCAGAAUCCGACACUUAUUUUAGUCCGCGUGUGGCCCGCCCAUUAUUUUAUUUACCACUUCCAUCCAUGCCUCUUUCCUGCACUGCACACUUGUCUCAGUCACAGUUUUGGUAAGCCCACAAGCUAACCCUAGCCAAAAUGAGUAAAAAACAAACAUCGCUGGAGAGCUUCUUUGAAAAGGCGGAAAGACCCAAUGAUGAGACAACAGAGGACUCUAAGACUGCCAAGAAAAAGAAAGCUGCAUUUAGAAGA
Molecule: messenger RNA, 5315 nt
Organism: Physeter macrocephalus (sperm whale)
Lineage: Eukaryota; Metazoa; Chordata; Mammalia; Artiodactyla; Physeteridae
Gene: POMK
Product: protein O-mannose kinase
Exons: 5
Coding region: 574-1626 (350 amino acids)
Biological process (GO): protein O-linked glycosylation; protein phosphorylation; carbohydrate phosphorylation
Cellular component (GO): endoplasmic reticulum membrane
Molecular function (GO): carbohydrate kinase activity; ATP binding; protein kinase activity
Source: RefSeq, a predicted model, not a curated record